Messenger RNA from Capsicum annuum, 1030 nucleotides. RefSeq names its product pathogenesis-related genes transcriptional activator PTI5-like. Bases 149 to 835 code for a protein of 228 amino acids. Gene Ontology annotation, biological process: ethylene-activated signaling pathway; regulation of DNA-templated transcription. Lineage: Eukaryota; Viridiplantae; Streptophyta; Magnoliopsida; Solanales; Solanaceae. The transcript has a single exon. The record is from RefSeq and is a predicted model, not a curated record. Gene Ontology annotation, molecular function: DNA-binding transcription factor activity; DNA binding.
AUACUAGCCAAAACACUCUCUCUCUCUAUAUAUAUAGUUAUAUACACAUAUCAUCAAUUUUCUUAUCACUCUCAAAAGUGUCCAAAAAUAAAGAAAAGUAGAAAAAAGAAAAAAAAAAACCUCAGUUUCCCUUGCAAUCAAAGAGAUCAUGCAGGGACUAUCCUUAGAUUUUGAACAAAAUUAUCUUGAUAACAUGCAAUAUCUCUUCAAUGAUCCUGACUUUUCCCAAAUCUUAUCAGAAAUCCAAUCACCUAGACAAUAUUCUUCAAUUCCUGACCAUCAAAACGGUAUAUUCCAACAAAAUAUUCAUCAAGAAAAUCAAGAUAGUGUCCCUAUAUCACAAGAGACAACAGAAAAUGUAACACAACCAAUAUUAUUAGAUGAUAGGCCGAAAAAGUACAAAGGAGUGAGAAGAAGGCCAUGGGGAAAAUACGCUGCGGAAAUAAGGGACCCCCAUAGAAGAGGCGCGCGGCUUUGGCUAGGAACAUAUGAGACACCGGAGGAUGCAGCAUUAGCUUAUGAUAGAACCGCGUAUAGGCUACGCGGUACUAGUGCCCUACUGAAUUUUCCUCACUUGAUUGAAUCAAAUGUAACGGAGAUCAAUCGAGUGAGGCCAAGGAGACGUCCCCGUACACCGGAGAUAUGUUCGAGGUGUUCAUCACCACCUCCUUCGAUAGGAGAUAAUAAUCAGAGUAAUAAUAACAAUACUGAUGGGCCGAGUUCGAAGAGGAGGAAUGUUGAGCUAAUUAAUAGCUUAGCUACGGCAAAUAAUUUGGAUAGUCAAAGUAUUAUUAUGGAGAGAUGUUUGACGUCUAACAAUUAUUUGUUUGCAUGAAUGAAUGAAGAUUUAUAAGCACUUACAUGCAACAAAUAAUUUAUGAUCUCUUGUUUGUUGUUGCUGUAAAGGAAACAAAACUAGCUCAUAAGGUCAAGUUUUAAAUUCGUUGUGUUUUUUCUUUCUUGUUUCUUUUAUUUAUUAAAUGCACUUGUGCUCCAAGAAUAUUACUAACAUUUAGUACCAAGUCAUAUA